AUGUUCCUUCUACGGCUGCCGGAUGAUAUUCUCCUCCUCUUGGCUGAUAAUCUGUCGCGGGAGAGGGACAUCAAUGCCCUUGCGCAGACUAGCCGUCGACUUUACCCACCGCUAAACCGAUUCCUCUACCAGUAUAAUAUCCGACAGUCGCACAGCUCCGCUCUCCGAUGGGGUGUAUCGGUGGGCUGCGAGGGCACCGUUAGAAAAUGCCUAGAGCUAGGCGCACCUCUUGAUUGUAAGCCCAGGACGGACAUAGACAGCGAUACACCGCUGGUGAACAUUGCAUCCGAAAGAGGCUACGAUCGUGUCUUGAAGCUCUUACUGGACUAUGGCGCCGACCCCAACGAGGAUGGACAUUUUCCUCAGGUUCCCCUUUCGUUGGCCAUUCUAAACGGACAUGAUGCAGCUGUGCGAGUAUUGUUAGCACGAGAAGAUACAAAGGUUACCCUGCCGUCCGGGUUCAGCCAACAACCGCUGCAUUACGCUUUAGGACGGGGAUCUCUGGAAUGGGUUCGACUGCUGCUCGAACGAGGCGCAGAUAUCCAAGAGUAUGAGUCUCGAGGGGCCCGGGCCCUUCACCCAGCCGUGAGAAGUGGAAGCCGAGAUCUAGUCGAGUUCCUCAUCGGUCGUGGGAGCGAUCCACUGGUCUGUUGUGGGUAUACGGCUCUAUCGCUGGCUGCAGUAAUGGGGCACCGGCCACUGGUCCAGUACUUCCUCGCGCAUGGGGUGGACCCGAAUAUCCGGGACCGGGUCGGAUUCACUGCUCUCGGGCACGCGGCCAAGGAAGGCCAUGCAGACGUCGUCGAGACGUUGCUUGCGUGGGGCGUCGACACAGAAAUUCUCGGCGAGGACAGCGAAACGGCUCUAUCCUGGGCGGCCAGACAGAACCACGAAAAGGUGGUGGAUCUUCUACUGCAGCACGGAGCACAUCCGAAUUCGUCCAACUUUCGCGGGAUAUGUCCCAUCUACUGGGCCGUCACCAACGGCUCCAUCACCAUGUUCAAAGCGCUCUUGGCCCAUGGUGCCAGGUUGGACAUUGAAACCGACGCAGGAGAAACCCUCCUCCAUAUCGCCGUAUGGCGGAACGAUCAGCCGCUGGUCGACAUGCUCAUACAGCUGGGCAUCGAUGUGGACAAACGUGACGAGACGGGCCGGACUCCUUUCGCCCUGGCUGCCGCGUGGGGUCAGAUCAAAAUAAUGGAGCUCUUGCUGGUCAACGGCGCCGACAUGACUAUCCGGGAUCACAGCGACCAAACACCAUUGCACACAGCCCUCGCGAGACGUCAAGAUGCCGCCGCCGAGUUCUUGCUACGACGAGGUGCUGGUCCAAAGUUCGCAACUAUCCAUGCUUCCGAGCGACUCUUCUCCGCAGUGGAAGGGGGAAUGGUCCGGGUUACGCAGUUUCUACUGGAGAACGGUGUUGAUCCCGACCCUGUAGAUCAAUGCGGCCGCACCCCCCUGCUUGUUGCCGCUGAGUCUUUCCGGCCGAGUCGCUGCGAGAUAGCUGAUCUGCUGCUCCGGACCGGUCGAGUGAACAUCCAUGCGCGAAAUGCGGAACAUCGCACGGCCCUUAUGCGCGCGACCAUGGAACAGAAUCCUCAGCUUGUACGACUCUUGCUCUCCCACGGUGCCAAUGUCGACGAUAGAGACGAGGACGGGUGGACUUCUCUUGCGAGUGCAUGUGCCUCGGGGGACGAGGAGAUAUGCAGGAUCCUGCUCGAGGCCGGGGCCGACAUCAACAGCCGGGACAACUAUGGGUAUACUCCUUUAUAUCAGCUGCCGAAUGUCAGCGGGCCUCUUUAUGAAUUUUUGCUUGAAAUGGGCGCAAAGCUUUAA
Molecule: messenger RNA, 1836 nt
Organism: Aspergillus viridinutans
Lineage: Eukaryota; Fungi; Ascomycota; Eurotiomycetes; Eurotiales; Aspergillaceae
Product: ankyrin repeat domain-containing protein
Exons: 1
Coding region: 1-1836 (611 amino acids)
Molecular function (GO): protein binding
Source: RefSeq, a predicted model, not a curated record